This is a messenger RNA of Danio rerio (zebrafish), 3096 nucleotides long. The record is from RefSeq and is a predicted model, not a curated record. NCBI's taxonomy places the organism in Eukaryota, Metazoa, Chordata, Actinopteri, Cypriniformes, Danionidae.
AGGACAGGGUGUGACAUCAGGAUUUAGCAGAGUGGGCCACAUUGCCCAUAUGAACCUGAGAGAACAUCAGCUACCCUACAGAAAACUGAUCGGAGGAGCUCUCGAGAACUACCUGAUCUUGUACCUCCUUGCAUGCUUUUCGACCAGGCGGGAACCCUGGGCUCAUCCGUGCUCUGGGUUCUCUCCCAGGACAGCAUGCCAAACCUGCUAAUAUUAUCAAGCAAUAUCUAAGUGUGAACUCUUGAAAGGAAAAAAGGAAGUUGUGGCAUGUUGCCAAAUAUGGUGACCCCUACUCAGAAGUGUUAAAUGCAGAGCAAAAAUUCUGAGUGCACAUGCACACACACUGUGAAUACACACCAGAAGCAGUGGGCAGCUAGUUUGGUGCCUUGCUCAUAGGAGUCACCCCAGCAGUGGUAUUGUGGGUGGUGAGCAUGCUGUUUGAUCACUCCCACCACCAACAGUCCCUGCUGGUGCCACGACUAGAACCUGUAACCUUUGAAUCACAAGUCCAACUUUCAAAACUAUAUGCAUUUUGUUUAUUGUGGAGCAAAAAAACAUAUUUUGCUAAAUGAAAGCUCAGCAGGGCCAUUAUUAAUUGUUUUUAGCUCAAAUGCUGUACAAAUAUAUAUUUAGUCAAAUACAGAUUUGGAAUGGUGUUGGUUUACAAUUAUUUAUAUACUAUAUCUUUUAACAGUUAAUUAUUUUUUUUAAUUGAAUUUUGUUAUUUAAAAAUAAAAACAUGAAAUUUCUGGCCAAAGUAAAAAUUUGGUGAGGUUUUGUUUAUCCAUCAUCAACAGAAAUCAGCCCAAACUAAAAAACCUGAUCUACCAUAAAACAGUUAACAUAGAAAAAUUACUAUUGAUAACCCAACCCAAGCGUCCACACAGCUGACUCAUAAACUUUAACAGUUAAAUGCGUGUUACUGUAUGUGCAUUAAAUAGAUGAUGAACAGUCAAACUCUUAAGAAGCUCUAAAUAAAGCUUCAAUGUUAUUUUUCAACUUUUCAUUUUGGCCUAAACCAGGGGUCCAAACUCGGUCCUGGAGAGUUUAUCUCCAACUUGCUUCAACACACCUGCCAGGAAGUUUCUUUUAUAUCUAGUAAGAGCUUGAUUACCUGGUUCAGGUGUGUUUGAUUAGGGUUGGAGCUAAACUCUCCAGGACACCAGCCCUCCAGGACUGAGUUUGGACAUCUCUGGCCUAAAAUAUUUAGUGGUAAAUGUUCUAGUGCACAGGUGUCAAACUAGGUUCCUGGAGGGCCACAGCUCUGCACAGUUUAGUUCCAACCCUAAUUACACACACCUGAUCAAACCAAUUGAGUCCUUCAGGCUUGUUUGAAACCUACAGAUGAUGCUGCAGUCACAUUUGAGUUUGAGCUUGCGGAAAAGCGGCGGGAUUAGAAAUAAAAUAAAAAAAUUGAAAAAGUGAGCGAUUGGUCCAAGUUUUAAAUUUCUGUCCUGAGAAGUCAUGUUUUGAUCCUCGGUUUGUCUCACGCAAUCAUGUAAUGCGAUUUCGCAGGUUAGAGUCCACCAAGCUUGAACGUUCUAACGCAGCUAAAUCCGAAACUUGAAAAAAAAUCUGAUGCAUUUGCGUGCGUGUGAAUGGAAGUCUAAGGGGAGAAAAGUGCAGUGUGACCGCAGCUUUAAUGUGUUGAAUAGGCAUGGGCCAGUAUAUAAUUUUGAUGGUAUGAUAAAAUUGGAUAAAAAUAUCACAGUUUACAGUAUGGUGGUUACUGCUCUAAUAUUUUUUUUUUAAAUGUCUGGGUAAAAAAAAACUUUUUUCCCCUUUAAACACAAUAUAUUUUAUUUUGAGAAACAUUUAAGAUAUUUUGGAGCAAUAAACAUGUCAGGCUGAAUAUUUCAAAUGAAUCAUUGACUUCUGCGGUCUUCAUUAGUUUCAAAAACACAGAUUUCAUUACAAUUUAUUACAACAUCUUUGAUACUGUUGUCCUAACCUUGACUUUUCCAAACCAAAGUAUACCUUGAAAAGGGUUAUCGUCCCAUGUCUAGUGUUGAAACUAAACUAUGCAGGGCUGCGGUCCUCCAGGAACUCUAGGAGUUUGACACCCCUGUUUUAAUGUAUUUUAAUUCCAGUCCUUCAUCUUUCAGUUUGUUUUUGCUUGAUUCGAUUUUGUUCCAGGUCAAGUGAUCAUAGAUAAAAACCCUGGCAUCACCUGUGUGGUCAACAAAACCAACACCAUUGACUCCACAUACAGGAACUUCCAAAUGGAGGUUUUGGCUGGAGAGAGUAACAUGGUGGCAAAGGUACGUGAAAAUGGGGUAUUAUACGAGUUUGAUUUCUCUCGUGUGUACUGGAACCCUCGACUGAGCACCGAACACGAGCGUAUAGUUUCCCUCCUUCAUCGAGGUGAUACUGUAGUGGAUGUUUUCGCGGGAGUCGGUCCGUUUGCCAUCCCAGCAGCUCGUCGAGGCUGUGCGGUCCUCGCUAACGACUUAAACCCAGAGUCCUUUCGUUGGCUCCAGCACAAUGCAAAGCUCAACAAGGUUGACCAAAAAAUAACAACAUCUAACUUGGAUGGACGGGACUUUAUCCGGGGGCCGGUCAGGGAGCGACUGCCUGCUCUAAUGAAGGGAUCACAAAAGAUACAUGUGGUGAUGAACCUUCCUGCUUUGGCUCUUGAGUUCCUUGAUGCUUUCAAGGGUUUACUGGACCCAGAACCAGACCAGAGUCUCUCUAACCUGCCUCAGGUGCACUGUUAUGGGUUCUCCAAAGAGAAUGAUCCUCAGCGGGACGUAGUGGAGCGAGCAGAGGCCAGUUUAAAGACUAAUCUGCAAGGACAGUGCUCCGUGCAUCUGGUGAGGAACGUGGCACCUAAUAAGGAGAUGAUGUGUGUGAGUUUUACUCUGCCGAGGGGAGUCCUGUACAAAACACACACCCAAGACAGAGACACUUCAGAAGAGCCAUGUCCUAAAAAACAGAAGUGUGAAGAUUCAACGAACUGAAUAAAUUCAGUGUUUGGUUUACUUGCAUGUUAAUAUGGUAAACCUGGAGUGUUUAGUUUUUUUGUUCUUUUAAAUUUUUAAAAUAAAUUAUCAUUCCUGUUGCAUUUCUCUGAGAUGGUCAUGCAACUAACUCUGA